AUGACAUCAAAAAAGAAUACCUUGUUAUCAUUUUUCACAAACAAUAAAAAAAUUCGAAGAGAAAAUGAAAAUAACGAGACUGAAGUGAACUCACCAGUAAGAAAAAUUACAGAAGUAAACAAGUCUGCAUGUACCACAAAUUCUUUAGAAAGUUUUAGUGAGGCAUCGAAUUCACGAUUACAGCAAGUGCUAACUAAUCUAUGGGUACCAGAUGUUGAAUAUAAAUUCCCAUUGCUUGCAAAAAAUGAAAAACGUGGCUUAAGAUUUCAGCAUAAAUGGCUAAAAGAAUUUAAUUGGCUGGCGUAUUCAAAUGUCAAAAAUGGGACAUUCUGUAAAUACUGUGUACUGUUUGCAAAAAAUGGUGGUGUUGGAAGCCAGCCUUUGGGUAGCCUUGUUACUGUUGCUUUCAGCAACUGGAAGAAGGCAAAAGAGUACAUUGAUUCUGUGAAUUUGUUUAGAAUGGUACAAAUUGAAGAAAAUAGAAGGAAAAUAGGACCAAUUAUUGAGUGUAUAAUUCUAUGUGGUAAAGAAGAGUUGGCUUUGAGAGGACAUAGAGAUUUUGGUGAUAUCUUAGUAGAUGAUGAUUCAAGGCAAGGCCAUUUCCGUGGUAUUCUCAAGUACAGAGCAAAAGGAGAUGAAUUUUUGCGUAAUGUUCUUGAGGGUUCAGGGAAACGUAAUAAAUAUACGAGUCCAAUUAUACAAAAUGAAAUAAUUCAGUCAUGUAACACAAUUUUACUAAGGAAACUAGUUAAUGUGAUUAAUAAAUCUAAAUGUUUCUCUGUUAUGGCUGAUGAAACAACCGACAUAUCGACUAAAGAGCAACUCAGCUUAAACAGAUGUGGAAUUGAUUGCAAUUAUUUAUAUGGCCAAGGCUAUGAUGGGGCCAGUAAUAUGGCUGGUCGAUUUAAAGGAGUACAGACUAUUGUGAAAUCUAAAUACCCCAACGCUAUAUAA
Molecule: messenger RNA, 954 nt
Organism: Metopolophium dirhodum (rose-grain aphid)
Lineage: Eukaryota; Metazoa; Arthropoda; Insecta; Hemiptera; Aphididae
Exons: 6
Coding region: 1-954 (317 amino acids)
Source: RefSeq, a predicted model, not a curated record